This is a messenger RNA of Solanum stenotomum, 1257 nucleotides long. RefSeq lists its product as uncharacterized. The record is from RefSeq and is a predicted model, not a curated record. NCBI's taxonomy places the organism in Eukaryota, Viridiplantae, Streptophyta, Magnoliopsida, Solanales, Solanaceae. The transcript is spliced from 4 exons. Gene Ontology annotation, molecular function: catalytic activity. Bases 330 to 1049 code for a protein of 239 amino acids.
AAAAGAAAUGCUAUUGCCAAGUGAGUACAUCGUAUCAUUAAAUCAAUAGCGCAAAACUAGAGAAUUUAUUGAAGAAGGAAAGGAAAGGAACACAUCCCAGAAAUCGGCUUUCCUUGCCCAGGGCUGCCUUAAAUGCAGUAGCAAAGGCAAGAUUGUUCAAAAAGAGGAAGUGUCGUCGUCGCUUUGUUCCGUUGUUGAGAAGCGAAAUCGAACGGUUUUUCGGGCCUUUCAAUGUAGAACCCCUCGCGGGCGACGAUCAUCCUUUCCCCAUCUUCUCCUACUGGUUUUUCUUCUCAGUUAUAAGUGUCCAGUGGAAUUUCUUCUUGUAUAUGAUGCUUUGUUCUGCAUUUACGACUCACAUACAAACGUGGCUACGUGAUUAUGACAGGAUUCAAUCCUUUGCAGUUAUUCUCAUCUAUGUUCAGAUUGGUUGUGCACUGAUUGGAUCUCUUGGGGCAUUAUACAACGGCGUUUCCUUAAUCAAUUUGGGUAUUGGGUUAUUCGCAUUGGUGGCUAUUGAGAGUAGCAGUCAGAGUCUUGGUAGAACAUACGCCGUACUUCUCUUCUGUGCAAUCUUAGUGGACAUUUCUUGGUUCAUCCUUUUUGCAUCCGAAAUCUGGAAUAUUUCUUCUGGGAAUUAUGGAACCUUUGUUAUCUUCUCGGUGAAACUCACUCUCUCCAUGCAAAUUAUUGGAUUUUGUGUGAGAUUAUCAUCUUCACUAUUGUGGAUUCAAAUGUAUAAGCUCGGUGUUUCUUAUAUAGACUGUUCAGUUCCCCGAGAGGCAGAUAGUGAUAUGAGAAACAGUUUUCUCAAUCCUGCAACUCCUCUAACUAGACAGCCAUCCAAUUCUGAUGAUGCUCUAGGUGGUUCUGUAUACGAUCCUGCAUAUUAUUCCUCCUUGUUUGAAGAUGGUAAAGACGAAACGUAUUUUUGCAGGGGUAGUCAAAAUAAUGGCUUUGUGAUUGGAUCACCUUCUAUGGCGAAAACAAUUCAAUUUAAGCCAUCAAUGAGCAGAUCUAUCCACAUCACCGACAUGAGUUGUCCUUAAUAUGUUUGACAUUCUCAUGUUAGCUCCUCAUAAUGCGUAGUUUUAGACUUUAUAUGCUCUAAAUGUUGUUAAAGAUUGCAAUGCCCUCCUCUGUAUUAGUUGCUACAGUUAACAAUUGCUCAACGACACUUUUGAAUCAUGAAGAGCACUUUGAGUCUCUGGGACCUUACCGUGAUGGUAAAGUUUAGUCCCAUAUAUAGAUGUCUCC